AUGGAAAAAAUAAAUGAAUUAAUAGAAUUGGUUGGUGAUGACAAAAAAUACAUUGAUAUUUUGAUUAAAACAGAUCAAAUGGAAUUGCUAACUCACGAAGGAUUAAAUAGAGAUAAUAUUUUUGAUAUAAUUAAUCAAAUAAAAGAAUUUGAAAUCAUAUAUCCAGAUGGAUUAAUGAAAUAUUUGGAGAGAGCAAAAACACUUUUAAAAAAAUCAAAAAAUAAAAUUAAUAAGUAUGCAAAUUAUAUAAUAGAACAACCUGAUAAUUUAAUUAAAAUAAAAUUUCAUUGGAGAGAUAUAUCAUUUAAAACUAAUGAUUGUAACAAAGCAGUGGAAAAAUUACCAUUAGAGAAUACAUAUAUGGACAAUGGGACAUUUUUAAAUAGUUGUUCCAAUCAUGUUAAUGAAGAAAACUUUUAUCAUGAUACUACGUUUGAAGGAAAUUCCAACUGUAUAUCUGAAGAAGGGAAUACACCAAUAACUAUUUCAUCUAAUGAAGAAUUAAUUAAUAUAAAUUAUUAUAAAAAAAAUUCUGCUAUUAUUAAUGAAUUAAAAGAAUUAAAUAGACAAAAGAAUACAAAAAAUUUAGAGAUGGGAAUGAAAUUAGCAGAGAGAAUAGUAUCAAAAGAAAAUGAAAAGAAUAGUGUAUCGAACAGUUCAAUUAUUGAAUUGUUCAUACAUUACGAAGAAAUAGGAUUAAAAGAAAUUGAUAAAGUAUGUUUUAUUUUAUUAGCAGGAGGAUUAGGAGAAAGAUUAAAUUACAAUGAUAUAAAAUUAAAAUUGAAAACUGACUUAAUAUCUGAAAAAACAUAUUUAGAAUAUUAUUGUAAUUAUUUAAAAACUUUUCAAGACUAUAUAAAAAAAAAUAAAAAUAGAGAAGUAGAUAUUCCAUUAAUUAUAAUGUUGUCUGAUGACACAUAUGAAAAGACAAUUAAUUUUUUUAAUAAAAAUAAUUUCUUUUGUUUAAAAAAAAGUCAAAUAUACUUUUUAAAGCAGAAAAAAGUUUUUUGUUUAAAAGAUAAUGAAGCUCAUUUAGACUUUUCAUAUGAAAAUAAUACAUUUAAAUUUUCUAAAAAACCACAUGGCCAUGGGGAUAUUCAUUCUUUGAUUAAGCAAUAUAAUAUUUUAGAUGAUUUAAUAGAAAAAGGAUAUAAGUAUUUAUAUUUUUUUCAAGAUACUAAUGCUUUAGCAAUAAAAGUAUUAUUUGUUUGCCUUGGGGUUUCUAUAGAAAAACAGCUGCAUAUGAAUUUUUUGGCAAUUUCAAGAAAACCAGGAGAAGAGAUAGGAACUAUUUGUAAACUAAUCAGUGGAAAAAAAUCCAUGAGUAUAAACUUAGAAUAUAAUAUGUUGGAAUCUAUAUUAGCAUAUACAGGAGAAAAAGAAGUUGUUGAUGAAAAUGGAUGUUCAAUAUAUCCAGGUAACACAUGUGCUAUAUUGUUUGAAAUAAAAAAUUACAAUGAAAUAUUAAAUUCUACUAAUGGAAUAGUACCAGAAUUUAUCAAUCCUAAAUACACCGAUAAUACUAGAGAGCAUUUUAAAAGUCCAACAAGAGUAGAAAGUAUGAUGCAGGAUUUUGCUUUAUAUUUUAAUGGAGAAAAUCAUAAAGUUGGAGUUACUGAAUUAAAUAGAUUCUUAUGCUUCUCAGCUGUAAAAAAUAAUUUUCUUAAUGCGCAAAGGAAAAUUGAAAAUAAUAUACAUCCUGAAUGUAUGUUUAGCGGGGAAUCAGAUUUAUAUUAUUGUAAUUGUGCAUUUAUCGAAUUAGCGUGCAUAUAUAAUAAUAAGAAAAUAACUUUGAAUAAUAUGCCAAUAAAAACUUUUAAUGGGAUUCAAUAUUUUAUUCCACCUAAAGUUUUAAUUGAACCUCAGUUUGCUUUUACAUUAAGUGAUUUAUUAAAAAAAAUAAAGGGGAAUAUAACCCUAAGUAAUAACUCGACUCUCUGGAUAAAAUCAGACGCAAUUAUUAAUAAUCUGAAUUUGGAUGGUGCAUUGAUCAUUGAUAAAAAUAAUAAUGAAGAUAAUGAUGAUCCAGUUGUAUUAGAUGAAAAUGUUUCCAUUAAAAAUAAAGGAUAUGAAAUUGUUAACCUUGAUGAUAAAUUGGAAAAUGUUUCAAAUCAUUUAAAAAUAAGAGGUUAUAAAUUAAUAAAAAAGGAAGCAUUUGUAAUUAGUAAUUAA
Molecule: messenger RNA, 2172 nt
Organism: Plasmodium relictum
Lineage: Eukaryota; Apicomplexa; Aconoidasida; Haemosporida; Plasmodiidae
Product: UTP--glucose-1-phosphate uridylyltransferase, putative
Exons: 1
Coding region: 1-2172 (723 amino acids)
Biological process (GO): UDP-N-acetylglucosamine biosynthetic process
Molecular function (GO): UDP-N-acetylglucosamine diphosphorylase activity
Source: RefSeq, a predicted model, not a curated record